Messenger RNA from Benincasa hispida (wax gourd), 1928 nucleotides. Its product is annotated as Zinc finger C-x8-C-x5-C-x3-H type family protein. The record is from RefSeq and is a predicted model, not a curated record. Gene Ontology annotation, molecular function: metal ion binding. Lineage: Eukaryota; Viridiplantae; Streptophyta; Magnoliopsida; Cucurbitales; Cucurbitaceae.
UUUAGUUAAAAUAUGAAAAAACAAAGCCAAAAGGAAAUGUUGAGGCUAUAGCUGGAAAAAGGCUGAACCAAAGGAUCUAGGGUUUUCUUCGCCUUCGAUCUCUCUGUCUUCUCUAACUUACAUGCAAAAUUAACAUCAUCUUUCUGCAAUUCCACCUGCAUAAUUCUUAGACACGUUUCGAUUUUCAAAUGAUAACAGAAACUUCUUUAAACGUUUUCAAAAACGGUGACGGAUUCAAAGAGAUAGCACUAGGGUUUUCAUUCUGAUCGGAAUCGAAUUCCGAUUCUUAACUGUGAACGAAAGAUUUUGAAGCGAGAUAGCUGUUUUAUUUCUUGUAAAUAUGCGAGGAUUGCAUAAAGGGAAAAGGGUUUCAUGGGCAUCAGAUCUUAAUCUCCGUCAGGUUAGGUUGUUCUUGUCUGAAGAUUGUCCUUCCCAAGUGGGAUUGGGUGCUCAAGAUCACCUUCAGGCAAAGGCAUCCUGGCUCUUGCAUUCAACUGGUUCAGGUUCUGACGACACUUUGCCUCCUGGAUUUGAAGUAGCUCAUCCAGAGAAUCAGUGGCAGAUUAAGCUCUCACAAAUUCCUGUAAAUCAAUGGAGAUGUCCACCUAAGUUUGUGCUGAAUUUGACGUGGCGAGUGGUUGUUGGUGAAGAAAGCCAAGAGGUAGAUGUUGAAAAUCAGAGAGAGAUGAGAGUACUUGAAGCGGUUUAUCCUCGGGCAUCUGCAAUUCCUCCUAACCCUUCCGUAGUACCUGAUUCAGAACGUGCCAAUGUCGAUGACAGUCAGACACCUCUGAUUCCCAUUACUCCAGUUGAAGACGAAGAUGGAACAACCGAGACCUCCUCCGAUUACGCAACUCCUGCCGCUGUCCUUAUGAGUGCACAGCCCUCCCUAUUCGCUCCUGCUGGUACAUCCACAUCUCAACAUGCUUUACUGAAUACGAUGUCUUCUACUUCUAGUGUGAGUUCCAUGGCUGGAAUGGAUCUUGGUAAUGAACGUGAUGUUGUAGCUGCUGCAUCAGCAGCACUCAGUGCACUUGUGAAGAGCAAUGAGGUAGGCAACUCGAUUGACCGCGAAUUGCUUGUCAAUAUUCUCAACAAUCCAAAAAUGAUUGAACAGCUGGUUGUGGAUUCUGGUGCUGUUACUAGCACUCAAAAGCCAAUAUCGUCUCCUGACCCACCACUUGUACAUAUGCAUAUGUCUGAAACCAAUGUCACCGUUACGCCUUCAUCGAGCAGUCAUUUUUUCUCUCAACCAAAUGGAGGGAGUGUAGGACCUGUCCCGAACGCACACCCUUCCUCAAGGGGUGUACCGGUUUCUUCCCUGCCCUCCACUGGAGCCCCAAUGAAGGACUUGAAUUACUAUAAAAGUUUGAUUCAGCGACAUGGAGGGGAGAGACAAGACGAUCCCCCUCGGCAGCAAUUUGGGAGCCGUCACAACCAGCCAUCAGGCACAAACCAGGAGUUCUUACAAAACCAGCCAUCAAGAGACGGGAAGUUCAAGAUAAUGAAGCCUUGCAUAUAUUUUAACAGUUCAAGAGGAUGUCGACAUGGAGCCAAUUGUGCAUAUCAGCACGACCCCAUGUUCCAGCAGAGAAGUAGCGUGCCAGAAAUGCCUAGCUCCAAGAGAACAAAAGUUGAUAGAGAAAUCAGCAGUUAAAAGUAGAGUACCGUUACCGAUGCAUGUGGAAGUCGGGAAUGCUAUGCCCAAGAUUUCAUCUCUUUAGUUGGAAAUCUGUUUAAUUGUUCUCUUUUUUAUCUUUGCCUGUACAAGAUAACCAUGAUGAUUUUGGAUGAGGCCAGGGCCUCUGUUGCCACCAUUGUUUUAGUAAUUUUUAGUAUGAAACAGAAUGUCCUUUUGAUGGUGAAUUUGUUGAGAAGAGAUGAUAGGCUUUUCGAAGUUGAAAGUUGGAAGGAUUGUUUGAUCAAAA